Molecule: messenger RNA, 1589 nt
Organism: Trematosphaeria pertusa
Lineage: Eukaryota; Fungi; Ascomycota; Dothideomycetes; Pleosporales; Trematosphaeriaceae
Exons: 1
Coding region: 14-1405 (463 amino acids)
Source: RefSeq, a predicted model, not a curated record
UUUCGCCUUCAUCAUGCGCCGUGAUGCCGAACCGCCAAACCCGAUGAAGCACUCUCGGAAGCGCGCGCGCGAACACGACUCCGAGUCCCCCAGACGACACCGUCGUCCACGUUUCGGAGCAGCGCCGCCCGCUCCUCCACCUGCCCAGCCAGAAGCACCGUCGCCGCCAACACUAGCACCCACCACUGCGUCGUCCAAACACGUCAAUCCCUCCUCUUCGCAACGACCGCAGACACCAUUCGAGGCGGAACCCAACGCACGCAAGCAGCCCAGCAAGGCGCAGUCAGAACCGAAGCGUUCCAAGCGUGCGCUUGACGACCCCGAUUGCGAUCAGUCCGCAACCAAGCGUCGUCGGCGGUCCCCACCAGCGUCGGAGCCUCGGGUAGCGGAGCCUCGAGCAGCAGAGCCUCAGGGGACCUGGUUCCUCAACCACUGGCUGGAAAUCACUCCUCAAUCGAGAGUCGUCCAAGAGAAGGUCGAAGGCAGUGGCGUCAUUCCAACCAUUGCGGAACUUCCCGAAUUGGAAGCUGGUCGCGAUCAAAUGUCGCAGCAGGAUGCAGAGAGCACCCAGGCGCCGGGCUCGGCGGUUUCCGAGAGACUCAAGACAUCGAGCCCUAUGUACCGUGGAUCACUGAAGAUGAACGGCAUUGUCAUAGACAAAUUUGGGACCGAGAUACCGCGGGACGUUGAGGAACUGGUCACCAAGCACGUACGAAAAGCGCGUACAUCGCCACCGUUGGGAGAGGACAAGAAGGCCAGCAUUAGGCGGAAGAUCGAGGAGGUUUGGGACAGCCCUGAACCUACGGUGUCGGAUAUCAUCACAGCUCCCCUCUUUAACCUCGCCCACCCUGCCCUUGCGCCUGGACGUGAUAUUCUCUGGUCCUCCAAGCCACUGCCUCGAAGUACCGACUACCCGCUCGUUACACCCAAAACUGACCGCCACUUGGGAUUCCAGCCCACCCUCAGGUCUGAGUGGACUCGGGCCGAGCUCGCUGUGGCAGAUCAUCCCAAGGUUCGACCGUACUCGCAACCGACACGGGAAAACCUGUUCCCGUCUUUCCUUUUUGAGCUCAAGUCAGAAGCUACCGGCGGCACACUAUACGGAGCUAAAGGCCAGUUGGCCACUGCCGGCUUCCACCGCGUCAGCUCGUUGAUGUGGAUACUCGAACAAAUCGAUCCGAAUAGAACUCAAUCGAGUUGCGACGCCAUCGUCUUCUCGAUUGCCAUUUGUCAGAGAGAAGCCGUCGCGCACGUGCACUACUACAACCCGAAGGACCAGACCUUCCACAUGUCCUACAUCGACAGCUUCUACUUCGCAAAGGACGUCCAGGGCUGCCAUGACUAUGCCCAGAACGUCGUUGAUUGGUUGCUGGAGACCCAACAGCCGAUCGUUAGAACGCAUUGAAAGCGUUGCAUCCGAUUACAAAGCUGUGGAAAAAAGCUCGAUCUGCUAGCGCUGUGGUAGACGCAGUGGACUCGUUCGGGAGUGAGAGCGGCAGGUCAGCCAAGAGCCAACGACUGGUCUAGUUCGAAUAUACGACACUAAGACGGUCCCUCAGUCUUAACGAUGGGCGGCUGCUCCUCCAGCC